Messenger RNA from Kwoniella shivajii, 465 nucleotides. RefSeq lists its product as uncharacterized. The record is from RefSeq and is a predicted model, not a curated record. Gene Ontology annotation, cellular component: mitochondrion. The transcript has 3 exons. NCBI's taxonomy places the organism in Eukaryota, Fungi, Basidiomycota, Tremellomycetes, Tremellales, Cryptococcaceae. Gene Ontology annotation, molecular function: guanine nucleotide transmembrane transporter activity. The coding region runs from base 1 to 465 and encodes 154 amino acids.
AUGCAAACCAACCCCGAUGCUAUUCGAGGUCGAGGUCUUUUCAAGCUAGUAACGGAUGAAGGUAUCGCUUCUUUGUACAGAGGAUGGGGUUGGACAAUGGCUAGAAACGCUCCCGGUUCUUUCGCUCUCUUCGGUGGUUCAGCAGUUGCCAAAGAAUACAUCUUCCAGCUUUCCGAUUACUCCUCUGCUACAUGGGGUCAAAACUUCGUCGCAUCAAUCGCCGGUGCCGUAGCUUCCAUCACCGUUGCUGCUCCUCUUGAUGUAGUCAAGACCCGUAUUCAAAAUGCCAACUUCAACUCCCAAGUCGGCGGUGGUGCCAUCAUCAAAGAGAUGAUCAGGACUGAAGGUGUCGGUGCAUUCUUCAAAGGUUUGACUCCCAAGAUCCUUGUCGUCGGUCCUAAACUCGUCUUCUCGUAUACUCUUGCCCAGAGUUUGAUCCCAUUCUUCGGUAAAUACGGUGAGUAA